Molecule: messenger RNA, 11474 nt
Organism: Dunckerocampus dactyliophorus (ringed pipefish)
Lineage: Eukaryota; Metazoa; Chordata; Actinopteri; Syngnathiformes; Syngnathidae
Gene: atrn
Product: attractin
Exons: 29
Coding region: 250-4362 (1370 amino acids)
Cellular component (GO): Golgi apparatus
Molecular function (GO): protein binding
Source: RefSeq, a predicted model, not a curated record
GUGACGUAACUUCUGGCCGUCUAUAUGCGGCUGUGUGCGGCGCUGAGAACCACAACCUCUGGAAAGAUGUAAGAGGCUCGCCGAGCUGGGCCCAGCCUCCUCACCUCGUCACUACAGCCGGUACCUCCAGGACAAGCGAAGCGGCCCCUCCGGAGGCUCGUUCGAGCGGCCAAGGCAGGCUCGCCCACAGCCGAGCAGCAGGAGGAGUAGCGGAGCGUCUGGGCUAGAGCAGCCAUCUUUAGCGACACAAUGUCCCGGGCGACGCGGCGGGCCUGGUCGGUGUCCGGCCCCGGAGGCCGGAGCCUGGCACUGCUGCUGCUGGUGCUCGCCGGGCUGCCCGGAGGCUCCGAGGCAAAGGAGUGCGAUAAGCCGUGCGUGAACGGUCAAUGCAACGCGGCUACGGGCAGCUGCGUGUGCUCCCCCGGCUGGGUCGGGGACCAGUGCCAGCACUGCGGAGGACGCUUCAGGCUAACGGCGCCCUCUGGCUUCUUGUCAGAUGGACCUGGGAACUACAAGUACAAGACCAAGUGCACGUGGCUCAUCGAGGGACAGGCUAAUUCCAUCCUUCGACUACGCUUCAACCACUUUGCCACAGAGUGCAGCUGGGACCACCUCUACGUCUAUGACGGAGACUCCAUCUACGCCCCCCUGCUGGCCGCUUUCAGCGGUCUGAUCAUUCCCGAGCGCUACGGGAACGAAACGGUGCCCGAGGUGGUGUCGCAGUCUGGUUACACUUUGCUGCACUUCUUCAGCGACGCCGCCUACAACCUGACUGGAUUCAACAUCUCAUACAGGGUGAACACAUGUCCUCACAACUGUUCCGACCGUGGAGAGUGCCGCCUGUCCAACGACACGGGAACGCCGUACUGUGACUGUCAGGAAAAGUGGAAAGGGGACGCCUGUGACGUUCCUUCCUGCCCAGACGACUGCGGAUACCCCGAGAGAGGACGCUGCAGGGACAAGACGUGCAUCUGCGGGGUGGGGUGGCAAGGUCCAGACUGCUCCGUCUCCAUCCCCGCCGACUCGGCCUUCUGGAGCCGCGAUGCGUUCAGCGAUGCCGGCCUGGCCAGGGCAUCCCACAAGGCGGUGGUGGACCAGGACGUCAUGUGGGUCAUCGGAGGCUACGUCUUCAACGCCUCCGACUACCACAUGGUCAAAGCGUAUAACCUAAGCAGCAGGUCCUGGGUGACCCUUGACCCCUCUGUCAACACUGUCACACCUCGAUAUGGACACUCUUUGGCUCUUCAUGAGGGUAAAGUCUACAUGUACGGAGGAAAAAUCGACUCCACUGGAAACGUGUCCAGCCAGCUGUGGGUCUUCCACAUCCAGAACCAAACGUGGGUUCUGCUGAGCCCCCACAGCAAGGAGCAGUACGCCGUGGUGGGACACUCGGCCCAUGUGGUGCCCCCCCUGCAAGAGGGGGGCGCCCCCGUGAUGUUGGUGCUGUUUGGACACUGUCCUCUGUAUGGGUACAUGAGCCUGGUGCAAGAGUACAACAUCAACAAGAACACGUGGAGUGUGGUGUCCACGGAGGGCGCUCUGAUCCAGGGGGGCUACGGCCACAGCAGCGUGUUGGACACAUCCACCAGGGCCAUCUACAUCCACGGAGGCUACAAAGCCUUCAGCGCCAACAAGUACGGCCUGGCAGGAGACCUCUACAAGCUGGACGUGGACACCAGGAAGUGGACCAUCUUGAGGGACAGUGGCUUCUUCCGUUACCUUCACACGGCCGUUAUGGUGAGCGGCGGCACCAUGCUGGUGUUUGGAGGGAACACACACAACGACACUUCCAUGAGUCAUGGUGCCAAGUGCUUCUCCUCUGACUUUCUGGCCUACAGCCUGGCGUGUGAUGAAUGGACGCUGCUGCCCCGGCCCGAACUUUACCACGAUGUCAACCGCUUCGGACACUCGGCGGUUGUAAGUGACAGUGUGAUGUACGUCUUCGGAGGGUUCAACAGUCUCCUCCUCAGCGACGUCCUUGUGUACACGUCUCCCCGCUGCGCUGCCUUCCCUAGCCCCGCCUCAUGCAGCCAGGCAUGGCCUGGCAUCCAUUGCGUGUGGAACAGCACGCUGGCUUCAUGUUUGCCGUGGGAGGGCAACGCCGUCUCCAGCUCCGCCGUGGACCAGCAGCAGCAGGCGCCGAGCUGCAACACCAGAUCUUAUGCGGAUAACGAGCGCUGUGACCAGUACACAGACUGCUACAGCUGCACCGCCAACACCAACGGCUGCCAGUGGUGCUCCAUCCAGUGCGUCUCGCUGGGCAGCAACUGCACCUCCACCUCGGGUCCCAUCGUGGACUACGAUGCCUGCCCCAAGGACAACCCGUCGUACGUGUGCAACAAGAAGACCAGCUGCAAGAGCUGUGCCGUAGACCAGAACUGCCAGUGGGAGCCCCGCAACCAGGAGUGCAUCUCGCUGCCAGACAACGUGUGCGGCGAGAGCUGGCACCUGGUGGGCAACUCCUGCUUGAAGUUCAUCACAGCCAAGGACUCCUACGACAACGCCAAGCUGGCCUGCCGCAGCCACAACGCCGUGCUGGCCUCGCUCACCACGCAGAAGAAGGUGGACUUUGUUCUCAAAGAGCUGCAGAUCAUGAGUGUGGUGUACAAGGCCUCUGUGACUCCCUGGGUGGGCCUCCGGAAGAUCAACGUGUCUUACUGGUGCUGGGAGGACAUGUCCCCGUUCACCAACACGUCCCUCCAGUGGCUGCCCGGUGAGCCCAGUGACGCCGGUUUCUGCGGCUACCUGGCUGAACCCGCUUCUAGCGGCCUGAAGGCGCAGACAUGCAUCAGCCCAGUCAACGGCAGCCUGUGUGAGCGUCCAGCCAACCACAGCGCCAAGCAGUGCCGGACGCCGUGCGCCAUGCGCGCCACCUGCAGCGAGUGCACCAGCAGCAGCUCGGAGUGCAUGUGGUGCAGCAACAUGAAGCAGUGCGUGGACUCCAACGCCUACGUGGCCUCCUUCCCCUUCGGCCAGUGCAUGGAGUGGUACACCAUGAGCACCUGUCCACCUGAGAACUGUUCGGGCUACAGAACAUGCGGUCAGUGUUUGGACCAGCCGGGCUGCGGAUGGUGCACUGACUCCAGCAACACGGGCAAAGGUCAGUGCAUCGAGGGCUCGUACCGCGGUCCCUUCCAAACCUCGGUCCCGGCGCCGUCAACUUUGCCCGGCCUGCCCGCUGACCCCCCGCCAGCUCUCAACGCCAGCAUGUGUCCCGGCGAGGCCCGCUAUAACUGGUCUUUCAUCCACUGUCCAGCUUGUCAGUGUAACGGCCACAGCCGCUGCGUCAACCAGAGCAUGUGCGAGAAGUGCGAGGACCUCACCACAGGCCGCCACUGCGAGAGCUGCAUCUCGGGUUUCUACGGCGACCCCACAAACGGCGGAAGCUGCCAGCCAUGCAAGUGUAACGGCCACGCCAGCAUGUGUAACCCCAACAAUGGCAAAUGUUUCUGCACCACCAAAGGCAUCAAAGGAGACCGCUGCCACCUGUGUGAAGUGGAGACUCGUUACCAAGGCAACCCUCUCAAAGGCACCUGCUACUACACUCUGCUCAUCGACUACCAGUUCACCUUCAGCCUGUCGCAGGAGGACGACCGCUACUUCACUGCCAUCAACUUUGUGGCCACGCCUGAGGAGCCAAACCGAGAUUUAGACAUGUUCAUAAACGCAUCCAAGAACUUCAACCUGAACAUCACCUGGGCCACCAGCUUCACAGCGGGGACGCAGACGGGCGAGGAGAUCCCCAUCGUGUCGCGCAGCAACAUCAAGGAAUUCAAAGACAGCUUCUCCAACGAGAACUUUGACUUCCGGAACAGCCCCAACAUCACCUUCUUUGUCUACGUCAGCAACUUCACUUGGCCCAUCAAGAUUCAAAUCGCCUUCUCCCAGCACAGUAACUUCAUGGACCUGGUCCAGUUCUUUGUCACCUUCUUCAGCUGCUUCCUGUCUCUGCUGCUUGUGGCUGCAGUCGUCUGGAAGAUCAAACAGAGCUGCUGGGCGUCACGGCGACGAGAGCAACUGCUGAGGGAGAUGCAGCAGAUGGCCAGCCGGCCUUUCGCCACCAUCAAUGUUGCCUUGGAGACAGACGAGGAACCACCUGACCUGAUAGGAGGGAACGUCAAGUCUGUCCCCAAGCCCAUCGCCUUGGAGCCUUGCUUUGGCAACAAAGCCGCCGUGCUCUCCAUCUUUGUGCGUCUGCCGCGGGGCAGCGGGGGCAUCCCGCCCCCAGGCCAGUCUGGUCUGGCGGUGGCGAGCGCGCUGGUGGACGUGUCUCAGCAGAUGUGUGUGGGCUACAAGGAGAAGUCGGGAGCGUUGAGGAACCGCAAACAGCAACCCAGCGCCCAACCGUCCACAUGUAUCUGACUCUGCCUCCCUGACCACGCCCACUACCCCCUCCCGCCAUCCUUCAGGAAGAGGUGCAUGCUGGGAUGCUUUGACUAGAAAAACGGGGAGCGUGUCCUUGAUGGAUGAGCUCAUGAGGGAGCGCUUGCUCCGCCCCCUCAAAGUGAAUGACAGACACUACAAGGCUUGAGCCCCCUCCCCCAAAAGAACCAUUUUAACCGUCUUGUUGAGGCGGUUUGCUGCUAGAAGAGAUCUCAUCUCAUCAACAUCUUUUUUUUCCUCAUUUUAUCUUUGUUUUGUCUUGUUUGCUUUGUAGGCCAGAACUUUUUACAUACCUCUGAGUAACGGCCCCCAGUCCAUAUUGAGGCCCCCGUGCCGCAUGUUGGGUACCACAGGAUCUAUCUAGAUGGCAAGUUUGCUGCCUAAAUUGCCCCGUCAUCUUCUUGUGUCCUCCAUGUGGACAUCUUGAGGACAUGCAUGAUUCCCGCUUAGAGACUGCUAGCGGCUAUCCCGCGUGAGGGGCCGGGUUAAAGUUCCAGGGUCUUUUUUUUUUUUUUUUUUUUUUUUUUAGGGAAAGGUUUUUGUGAAAUCGCCUCAGAAAGCUGCUGGAACUGGAAUAACAAGGAACCACCGCUCUUCCUUCGCAACUUGAUUUGACCGCUGUGAACAUCGGUGGGUUUAAAUCAUUUAGAAAAACUGCAUUUUACACUAAAAGCUCAGAGACAUCGACGUUGGAUAACCAAGCUUUUAUAUUUAUUUGUGUGUUUUCCAACAUUUUCCAUCUUUUCUCCAGCUACAACCAUCGCUCGCACUGCUAGCUGGCCUUCGAAGCUAGCUUGUUUUCUUGAAAACAAAACUUGUAGUCAAGUUAACUUUUAAGAACAAAGCAUCGCUGUUUGUGUGUGUGUGUGUGUGUGUGUGUGUGUGUGUGUGUACAUACUUAGCCAGCUUUUGUUUUUAGCAGCAACGACCAUAAGGAGCUUUCUUAUCCCAGAGUUUCUUGUUUAUCCAUUUAGUCCACCGCUUAACUCUUUGAACAUUGGUUGUUUUUAGUUGUUAAAAGAAACAUUGGAUUGGAUUAUCUUAGGGUUUUAUCUAUAUUAUCAUGUUCACCACCAGCAUUUUACAGCUACAAGCAUCAUUGUUCACCGCUAGCUGCUUUUUCUUGUCUCAUAAGAGUGAAAACACUGAACAAGUUGUUGUCAAUUGAAACCAGGAUUUUUUUACCAGGAUGACAUGUUUGAACACACCCUAAGAAACUAGCUAGUUUAUUGUUCAACAAUUCCGGGAGUUUCUUCUUUAUCUACUUUGUCCACCAGAUAACUCUUGAAUGUUUGUAGUUUUUAUUUUGAAUAUUAUUAUUAUUAUUUUGCAGCUACAACCUCUUCAUUAACAGCUGCCUUGAAUAAGCAGCUAGCUUGUUUUUCAAGGCUUCGUCUUUAGCCUCCACAGUCGGCUUCAUUGCUGAGGCGAGGGAAGCUAGCCCGGCUCUGCUCUCCUUCAGGAUAGCGUUGGUCGUCUUUUCUGUUGUUUGGACUAAAUCAAGACACUAUUAUGUGGAGACAUUAACUUGUGACCCCCUGCAGAAGCAGUGAAUGGGAAAGAAAAUCCUAAAAAUACUAAUAGUAAUAAUGGGAUUGUGGUGUAAAGGCCUCUGUCAUGGCUAAGGUCGUACUUUAAGCAUAGUGGAAAGGUUAGAAGAAAAUUGUAAUUCUAGAAAGAAACAACUGAUUUAAUUCUUUAUGAUCAGUCUUGAUAUACAGUGGUGUGAAGAAGUGUUUGCCCCCAUCCUGAUUUUUUUUUUGCAUGUUUGUCACACUUAAACAUUUCAUAUCAUCAAACAAAUGUAAAUAUUAGUCAAUGACAACACAACUGAACACAAAGUGCAGUUUUUAAAUGAAGCUUUUUAUUAUUAAGGGAGGAAAAAAUCCAAAGCUACAUGGCCCUGUGUGAAAAAGUGAUUGCCCCCUAAACCUAAUACCUGGUUGGGCCACCCUUAGCAGCAACAACUGCAAUCAAGCAUUUGUGAUAACUUGCAAUGAGUCUCUUACAGCGCUGUGGAGGAAUUUUGGCCCACUCAUCUUUGCAGAAUUGUUGUCAUUCAGCCACAUUGGAGGGUUUUCCAGCAUGAAGCGCCUUUUUAAGGUCAUGCCACAGCAUCUCAAUAGGAUUCAGGUCAGGACUUUGACUAGGCCACUCCAAAGUCUUCAUUUGGCUUUUCUUCAGCCAUUCAGAGGUGGACUUGCUGGUGUGUUUUGGAUCAUUGUCCUGCUGCAGAAGCCAAGUUGGUUUCAGCUUGAGGUCACCAACAGAUGGACAUUCUCCUUCAUGAUGAUGAUCAUGAAAUUAUGUCCUUCAUUUCAUGAUUCCAUUUAUCACAGCAAGUCUUCCAAGGUCUGAAGCAGAAAAACAGCCCCAGACCAUCACACUACCACCACCAUAUUUUACUGACCUUGACUGAGGCAAGUGAGGCCUGCAGUUCUUUGGAUGUUGUUGUGGGGUCUUUUGUGAACUCUUGGAUGAGUCGUCGCUGCACUUUUGGGGUCAUUUUGGUUGGGUGGCCACUCCUGGGAAGGUUCACCACUGUUCCAUGUUUUCACCAUUUAUACAUAAUGGCUCUCACUGUGGUUUGCUGGAGUCGCAACGCUUUAGAAAUGGCUUUAUCACCUUUUCCACUUGAACCCAGGUGUGAUAAACCACAGUUAUUUAUUUUUUAAGGGGGGGGGGGCGUUAGGUCAAUUAAAAACGGCAUUUUGUGUUCAGUUGUCAUUGACUAAUAACUAUUUAAACUUGUUUGAUGAUCUGAAGUAUUUAAAUGUGACAUGCAAAAUAAUAAAAAAUCAGGAGGGGGGCAAACAUUUUUUCACAAUACUUUUACUAUAUAUAUAUGUGUUUUCCAACAGACGUCUCUAGCUAUACUACAUCUCAUAGAAAAAAAAUACCCACCCCCCCACGUGUCGCUUCAUCUGCAGUCACUUUGGGAGCGCUUUGAGGUGUUAUUUCUUUCUGAUCCACAAAACCUCCUCAGUGAGCAAAAGUGGGUAUUUUGGGAUGAAAGUCCUCCAUUGAUGUUGGUCGUCAUGCUGCUGGCUGCUAAAAACAACAUCGUCAGGAUGCAGACGGUACCAGAACAAGUUUGUCCAAACUUUUCCCAUCAAAGGCCGCAUACAGAAAAAGGAAAUCAUUUUCUAUUUUUUAAUCUUCUCGUAAUGAAAUGCAAAUAUCAAUCCAGAACACAGCAGUUUCGUUCCACUGUCCACAGAACACACGCAGGACAUAUCAAAUACAGUAGUACAAGGCCUCAUGUGCAAGAAUGAAAUGAAACAGUCCCAUGUUGUCUUGCUCACUGGAUAGGAUGCUGCUUAGUUAUCACUGCUUAGUUAUCACUGUCCAUUUCUUAGGAGCAGAUGAUCCUUUUAUAAGUUCUAAGAUACCACCUUUAUUCUUCAUGGUGGUUGUGGUGUUUGAGCAGCUUGGACCGGGCAUGCAGCCAACGUUGGUCAGUGUUUCUCUUGUGUUUAAUUUAACUUCACUUUUCACUUUCAUUUUCUUGACACAUCAGCGUCAGAAGAGUCACACUCGGGAGACACAGUGAAGGGGGGGGGGAAGUUAACAAAAAACAAAUGUGACGCACUUCCAUCUGAUUAGGUUACCUUCACUCGUUGUGUAGUCAGCCAUGACAUGUCCAACAUGAUAGAGUGAAAGGUUCUCCUCCCAUUCCGUGUGGAAGUGGUACAUUUUUGCUUCUUUCUUUGGCUUUCUUCCCCACUCCAUUUGAAACAUUUAAGUUUAGAAUAAAUACAUUUGAGGCUAGCUUGUUAGCUCGGUAGCAUGCUAUGUUUAAAGCGGCAGCCAUCUCUUGUGUCACUUCAGUGAUCCCGUAGCCUGUGCAUUACAGUUGAGCAAUGUGAUGUAAACGAAGAAUAGUGUGAAGGUGACUAUAGGGGUGUUAUUUUACGUCUACAGGGCUCUAGUAAUGUUUUUCUAUGCGCUUAACUACGGAAAUAGUCCAUUUAUUAAUAUUGAAUCCUACUUUGUGGGGAAUUCACUGAUUGCGAUCGGGUCUGGGACCAAUUAAUCGCGAUAAUUGAGGGACGACUGCCGUUCUUGUUUUCUUUUCGUACACUAUUAAUCAUUUAUUGGAGUACGUCGUAACCGUGAAACGUAAAAGGAGUACCGCCUAGAGUUUAAUAGCAAACAAAAAGCCUCCACCUUUGCUUUGUCUUAUUUAUGUUAGCGUGAUCAUCGGUUAACAUUCGACAUUUCGAAUUUUUUCUCACAUCUUGUCACCUUUUCAUAUGAAAUUAUUUUGUGGCUUUAAUGUGUAAUCAUUGCAAUAUCCGGAUGCGUGCCGUGUUUCCUUCGGUUUUGGCCCAAUAACAAUAAAACCAUUUGGACGUCUUUGUUCUAGAACUAAGUGCUGUCUCAGGCAAAGCCGUUGGGGUGAAUCAUUUUGCCGCCAAAAAGUUUGGAAAGAAGCUAAAAGGUCAAUGUUUGUUUCCUCUCGUAGAAUAAGGAUUGUUUUUGCACACGCAUGGCGGAACAGAACAGGAGGAGAAAAAGGCAUCUUUAAUUCAUGUCAGUUGACCUUUCGUUAAGACACAACCCGGAAACACAACACAACGGUACACAACACAACAGCACCUUCCGAGGAAAUAAGGCUUAACCAAAGGUCAACUGAUGCUCUUUGAACCCGCGCUAAGUUUUAUAAGACCACACGACGACGCUUCAAGUAGUCACUGGGAGAUCACCUCUGUUUGGGCUUUUAUUUUGCAGUGGUCUCAAAGGUGCUGUGCGGGCACUUCCUGUUUACCUUCAAGGCAUUUCUUUGUGUUGUUUACAUCUGUGGUUAAUUUUUUUUUUUUUUAAAUGUCUCGUUUAUGUAUCAUUAUUUUUUUAUUUACUUUGUUCAAUCCCUGCUGAUGCAAACUCAACCAUUUUGUUUCGUUUUCAUCUGGACUUUUGUUGUGAAAGUCAGAGGAAACGUGCUAGCUAAAACGCCGGGACUUGACAUGCUGUUCUCUUUUGAAAAGAAGCCCUGCGUGGCUGUCGGUGGACUUGAACGUGAAACAUUCAGACGGUCGAGCCCCCAAUUUGAAUGUUUCUAGCUUUCCCUGAGGAUGUUGGAGGUUUGACCUUUGACCUUUUAAUGUGAUGCUCUGUGUUGACAGUGUCGGCCAUCUUGGCCUCCAACCUGCUGAACAAAAAGGCCUCAAACUUUUUUAAUUUUUUUUUUUUGACAGUGGCCUUGUGAUGAAGUGUACAGCUAAUAACGUAACCUGUAUAACGUCCAUAUGACGCCACAUUUAUGCUAAAAACACACACGUAUAUACAUAUAUAUGUAUAUAUGUAGUGUAUAUAUAUAUAUAUAUAUAUAUAUAUAUAUAUAUAUAUAUAUAUACACACACACAAACACACUCAUCAGAAUAGGUCAUUGUCAAGCAAGCAUCACCCCCCCCCGCCUCCCAUUUUCCCUCCAUCUAGCGGCAUUAAAUGUGCGUGAGGAUGUAGUUUGAUAUGUAUAAUUUAGGAGACUUGGUGUAAAUAAUUCUGAAUGACAUUUUCUUGAAUGGUUUUAAAAAGUUAGUAAUUUAUGCGGCUUUAAAACAAAACAAGUUGACUUGCAUUUCAUGAGCAUCUUUUGUAUGUAAAGAAGCAAAUAUAAAACUUCAAUAGAACCUUGUAAUUUACUGAUGUACAUAUAAAAAACCUACAUGACACAUUUUGGACUGAUUCAAUGUGAACAUUAAAAAUAGAAAUGUUCUCUUUGUCUCUGCUUUUUUCACAAAAGUUGAUAUUGAUGCUUGGAGUCUUGGAGAAGAUGCUUUUGUCCGUCCAAUUGCUGGUUGCCGUCGGCACGAGCUCAAGCGUUUGGGGGGGUCAAACAAACAUAGUCGUAGCGAGAGCCCGAGUGAAAGCAGAGUGAAUGACAUGCAUGCGUAUGGCUGCCCUCGUAUGUGGAAAAUAGUUCAUGAGGAUAAAAGUUCCUACAGAGUUCCUAAGAUAGUCCAUCAUAGAGGGGAAAAGGCACAGCUGAACCUGUCGCUCUUGUCCACAGGAGACUAGUAUGAACACGUUGGAGUUUGCAGGAAACAACAACAAGCAAAAUUGAUCGAAAAGCCCAAAUUAAAAUAUUGUUAGAACUCCAAAAUGCUCAUGAACAUGGGAAAUGACGAAGAAAUAAGUGCCUCAUAUGCUUUACAGUAUAUGACUGCAAACAACACUUCAGCAACAAAGCAAAUGAAGACUUUAAAAUGUCGAUUAAAAUCAACUCAUCACAAAAAUGGAGGCAAAGCAUUUGCUUGCCGUCUACGAAAUCUAAACUGAUGCAAAACACGGCUAGACAACAGGGAAGCAAGUGAAAAAUGGAAACAUUGAGGCACAACAUUAACUUCACAGCAUUAGCUGCAGACACCAAAUUAUAGAUGACAGCAACAUUUGAGAAGAACAAUACGGAAAAAGUCCUAAGUGAAUUGCUUGACAGCGCACUCUGAUAAAUAAAGAUGGCACGCAUCUGUCAAAUAGGGUAGUUACCCGUCAGCGGUGGCUGUUCAUUGACUUGAAGGGAAGCCAAGCUUCGCCUUUACAUUUCAUAGAAUAAUUGGCCAAAUCUGUGUUGUGAAAGUUAAAUGUGUCGACGUAAAACUGCGUCAAAAAGGCGCUAGAAUGCGCUCAGUUUUGUCAGAAUGCUGAACAUGAAUCUGCAGCCGAGUGACUUUGCUGUCUUGACGCGACCUCUUCCCAGACCUCUUCCCUCUACAUCCAUGGAAGCUCACAGCGAAAAAGUAAGACCCUGAUGGGAUAAAUGGCGAAAAACGUCACUUUCUAGGGAAGCUGAGCUUCACUGGGGGGUCUACUGUAUGGAGCGGGGCGGUCCUUGAUUUGGACUGGUAGCAGCCAGAGGAGUGAGCACAGCAGUUUCCCCCUCCUUCUCCCCGCUCCGUCUCCUCCAAACCCUCCAGCUAGCUUGGCAUUGAUAUUCUCCGAUUUUGGAUCUAUAUUCAUCAACAUGUCCAUGGACACGUCCUGGGGGAGGACGGCUAUUUUCCCACCAAAACAUGGCCAAACAAUGGCUUAGCUCGUCUGUGUAGGCUCUCAGUCGUACAGGAGUUGUCCAUCGAGGAAAAGGCUUC